Taeniopygia guttata (zebra finch) is the source of this 4801-nucleotide messenger RNA. It is a transcript of the gene MFSD11, whose product is annotated as major facilitator superfamily domain containing 11. The record is from RefSeq and is a predicted model, not a curated record. NCBI's taxonomy places the organism in Eukaryota, Metazoa, Chordata, Aves, Passeriformes, Estrildidae.
UUAUUAAACUUUUAAAAUUUUAAAAACCAAGCGAUUGGCGUUUUUCACACUGCCCGCUCUCCGCUCCGUGCCAGUCUCAGCCCUGCCAGCUCUGAGUGUGCCACGAUGGAUCCGUUCCCGCUGGCUCCUUGGUGAGCAGGAACACACUAAAAUCAUCCUCACAUCCGCAAAUUCAUGUUGUGGGAGAAGAUUUGCACAGCCCUUUGUGUAAGGGUGUGCAUGGAAAUGUGCGAGCGGCUCAUCUUUCCUUCGUCAGGUGAUUGAGAGGCCGGGGACCGCAAUUCUGAUUUCAGCAAUGACAAGGGGCUGAGCACAUUCCCCUGCUCGCUUUUGGGAAAGCUGCUCCUUUGGGAGAAGGGGAUGCCAUGGAGUAACACCCUGCAGCCAGCCCUGGUAACUUCAUGGGAACAGAGGUUAAGAGGAAACUUUUAAAAAAAAAAAAGAGUUUUUCCAGACUGAGGCUGAGGACUUGGUAAAAAUACACAAAAUGUCUCAAGAAGGAAAAAAGCUUUUCAACAUCAUUAUUUUGGGAGUCUCAUUUAUGUUUAUAUUCACUGCUUUCCAAUCCUGUGGAAAUAUCGCGCAAACUGUUAUCACGAAUUUAAACAACACAGACUUUCAUGGCAGUGGCUACACGAGCAUGUCCAUUAUUUAUGGAGUAUUGUCUGCAUCAAAUCUUAUAUCACCUUCACUGGUUGCAAUAGUGGGACCUCAAUUCUCCAUGGUUAUUAGUGGUGUGUUUUAUAGCCUGUACAUUGCUGUCUUUAUCCAGCCAGCUACAUGGGCUUUCUACACUGCCUCUGUGCUUAUUGGCAUUGCAGCUGCUGUCCUCUGGACAGCUCAGGGAAAUUGCUUGACUGAAAAUUCUGAUGAAAACACCAUUGGAAGGAACAGUGGAAUAUUUUGGGCACUCCUACAGUUCAGCUUGAUUUUUGGAAAUCUCUAUAUAUACUUGGCUUGGCAAGGAAAAACUCACAUAUCAGAGAGCGAUCGCAGAACUGUCUUCAUUGCUCUGACUGUUAUCAGUCUUGUGGGCACAGUUCUGUUCUUUCUGAUUAGGAAACAAGAGGACACAAAAGCUCCAGGGGAUGAUGAUUCCACUAAUGAAAUCCUGGGGGAGAGCUCGUCUGCACGAAACAAAAUGAUGAAAGCAGUGGCUGCCUUCAAGAAAUCUAUUACACUGAGCUUCACCAAAGAGAUGCUGCUUCUCAGUGUUACCACAGCCUACACAGGUUUGGUGCUGACAUUCUUUUCUGGAGUGUAUGGAACGUGCAUUGGUGCUGUGAAUAGGUUUGGCAGUGAAGAGAAAAGCCUGAUUGGUCUCUCUGGUAUUUUUAUUGGUGUUGGAGAAAUCUUAGGGGGAGGAAUCUUUGGCUUGCUGAGCAAGAAGAGUCGCUCUGGCAGGAACCCAGUGGUGAUGCUGGGCAUCCUUGUCCAUUUCAUAGCCUUUUAUUUAAUUUUUUUCAACAUGCCAAAUGAUGCCCCCAUUGCUCCUAUGGAAGGAACAGAUCAAGUUGCUUAUAUGAUUCCAAGCAAAGAGGUGGCCAUGCUCUGCAGCUUCCUGCUGGGGCUGGGGGACAGCUGCUUCAACACCCAGCUCCUCAGUAUUUUGGGAUUCCUGUACUCAGAGGACAGUGCUCCUGCCUUUGCCAUCUUUAAGUUUGUUCAGUCCAUCUGUGCUGCUGUUGCCUAUUUCUACAGCAACUAUUUCCUGCUGCAGUGGCAGCUCCUGAUCAUGGUGCUGGUGGGUUUUUUUGGGACAAUCACCUUCUUCAUCGUGGAGUGGGGAGCAGCAGCAGCCCUUGCUGCCCAUGGCUCAGACUACAGCAGCAUCUGAUCCCUGUGCCAGGAGGAGCAGCACAGGAAUGGGUGUUGGGAAGUGGCAAAAGGUGAAGGUUGCUGCAGAGGUUGAGAUGGAGGAAGAUGCUGCUUCAGUCCAACAGAAUGUGAAACAGAAGGGGAAAAAAUGCCACGUUUGAAAGGCUUUUAUUCCUUGCUUUGGUCAUCUGAGCGUGUUAUUGUGUUGUUAAAAAUCUGGUACUGAGAAUGGAAGGAAAUGUAGGGACCCAUAUUGUAUUGAACAAUUCUCUUCUGAAAUGUCCCUUUCAGAAUGUAAUUGCCUAAUUUCACUCCACCAUGCACUACAGAAUUAGUUUGGGGGUUUGUCCCUUAAAUUAUUUUUCCUAUAUUCUUGUUCUGCAGACAUUUGAAUUCCUGUAUUGAAUGAGAUAUUUUUAUAAGGUAGAUUAUAUUGCAGAUCAUGUCUACACAGCUGAGAAAUCAAUUUGGCAUUGAAUUUUUCAACAAUUAGAUGUGAGGAAGUAUUUCUGUGGAAAAUGUUGCCUUAUUCUGUAUCCCUCAGCCCCUUGUUUCCCAACCAGUUGUUUGUUAAUCUAUUUCAUGUGCUUAAGUUGUCAGAUCCAUGGGGUUUUUUUUGUUUGGUUGGGUUUUUUUCUGUUGUGGGCUUUUUUGGGUUUGGUGUUUUAAAUUUUUUUUGUAAGGAAGUCAAUCAGGUUAUAGUGUGGCAUGAUAGAUUUUAUAAGAAUUUGAAGAAAUCACCCUUGGCUAUCCCAAGGCCUGUGAAAUAUUGAUGGUGGAAAACAGCUUCUGGCUCAGCAUCUCAGAAUUGAGCUGUGUUGGGAAAGGUGCUGAACCUUCCUCAGGGCUGUGCUUUAUGGACCCUCCCAGAACCCCAAAUAGUUCUUUUGAGUUCAAUGGCAUUUUCAUCAAUGAUGAAAAUCUGUGAUGGGAGCACUAAGACAGCUUUUAAAAAUAUAAAUAGUCUCAGAAUGUGAACUGUCAGAAUCAUAUUGCAGUGUUUAUGCCGCUGCAUAACCUGAAACACUUGUCCUGAGUUGUUUUAUUCAGUCUGUUUUGGGAAAAUUGAACUGUAAUCUUACUCCACCAAAUAGGAAAGCAAGGUUACUGGCAUAGUAACUAAAUUUUAAUCCAGAACUGUUAUAAAUGAUGUAACAGGCAGUGACUGCAGCUCACCUAGACCUUAUCUGCCUACAUAAUACUCUGAAGUACUUGCAGUUGUGUUUGUCUGGUGGGCAGAGCAGGCAUGGAACACUCAGAAGGUGUUUUUAGACACUCCAUGGAGCUAUUUUUAGAAAAGUACCAUUCACCAGCUUUCUUUUAUGCCCAGUCAGAAUGUUAAUGCCUUGUCUUUAAAGACAAGUUAAAAAAGACUGUUUUACAUGUCAGUUGCUCCCAGUGUAACUGUGUAGGAGCUCCCCAGGUUAACCCUGGGGAGGGAGGGUGGCAUCUCCUGUGACAUUUGCUGUCACUUCUGCUCUCCAGGAGCAGUGGCACAAGUGGAGCACAGCCAAACAGCUGAGAGGCAUCUUCUCACUGGGAUAGAGAAAGGGAUUUUUAAAUUCACAGGGAUGGAGAAAGGGAUUUUUAAAUUCAUGGCAGGUUUUUGCUGUGAGAUCAGCAGGGUGUUAAUGGGGGGAUUAAAGGGCACCUGAACAUCCAGCAAGCUGAGAAAUCUGUGAGGACAAGCAGGAGAGAGAGGUUUGUGUGUAUUCCCAGGAGAUUUAAUGAAUGAUGUAAAAAAGAAUGAGGCAGAACAUGGAUUGGAGUGAGGGGUUACCAGAGCCAUUCCAAUCUGUCAGGCAGCCUGAAAAAGCAUUCAGUGUUCAAUCAAUAUGUGAUUAAUGGGACCAGCAGCACUGCAAAGCCUCUCUCUCACCCACUCCUGUUAUCCUGCAAUUUGAAGCAUAUGAUUUUUAUAUACUGAGCACUACAAAGGUGUGGAUUAAAGGGUGUUGCCACUGAUUAAAAUUCUCUUGUUGCUACACAUUUGCAUUUUCUCCAGAGUACCAAAAGGGAUAAAGAGCUUUUUUUUUCCAGAUAAGGAAUUGCUGAAUUUUCUUUUCCUCUGAACGCUUUUGGGGCCCUGUUCUCCCCAUCACAUUAAUAAGAGCAGAAAGACUUAAAUGUUCACAAGGAGCAGGUUUUUUUUUGGUUUUUUUUUUUUACAGUGUAUUUGGGGUAAAAAAUGACUCUUGGAUCUUGUGGUGAUGAGUAGCUUGUAAGUGCUUUUCAAACCAUGUCAUUUAAUUGUAAGUGGGUUAUGGCUCUCAAGAAGUUGCUCUUUAAAUUGACCCCUUUUAAUGAUGUGAUGUUCAUAUAAGAAUUGUAUGAACUAUUUUAUUAGAAAUGAAAAGUACUAAGUUUAUGUAGUUUCAAAAAACAUUUUGAAACCAACUCAGAGGGAUACUAAUGAAGAAAGACUUGUGGGUUUUCAGUACCUCGGUGAAUCUGAUGCUUUACUUUUUUUCUUUUGCUCUGUUCUGGUCUGACUCAAUAUCAGAUAAUCUUAGCAGGCUGCUCAGAACUCUUUAUAGGGUCAUUAAAGGGAAGUAUUAUUGCUCUGUGACAAGUUUUUUCAAGAAACCAUGACACUCUCCAAGCUGUAUCAUGGAUGGCUAUUCUUUUUUACUAUUAACUAUAUAAUACUGCUUUUGACAUUUGAUCUGAAGAGAGAGGCCUCAGUUAUUCAUGCUGCUGAUGACAUAUGAUUGCUUUUCACUUAUUCAUAUUUCUUGAGUAUGCCAAGAGGUGAAAAAUCCUCUCCAAUGUACACAGCUGUUAAUUUGGCUGAAAUUUUUGGUGUAGCAAUAUAAAGAACAGUAACACUGACAUCCAUUAUGAUUCCAUCUCUUAAUCUGUUAAUCAGCAUUUACCAGCCAUGAGGCUGCAGCCCCUUCAUUUCACCUCUGUGGCCUUUGAACAAUUUCAUGUUAAUCUGAAUUGGGAGCUCACUGUGAAAUAAAGAGGGAUUUGAAAAGAA